This is a messenger RNA of Chroicocephalus ridibundus (black-headed gull), 11664 nucleotides long. RefSeq names its product potassium voltage-gated channel subfamily B member 2 (gene KCNB2). The transcript is spliced from 3 exons. Gene Ontology annotation, cellular component: neuronal cell body; voltage-gated potassium channel complex; dendrite. Gene Ontology annotation, biological process: potassium ion transmembrane transport; protein homooligomerization. NCBI's taxonomy places the organism in Eukaryota, Metazoa, Chordata, Aves, Charadriiformes, Laridae. Bases 350 to 3091 code for a protein of 913 amino acids. Gene Ontology annotation, molecular function: delayed rectifier potassium channel activity; protein binding. The record is from RefSeq and is a predicted model, not a curated record.
GUUUAGGAGGGAGAUGCCUUUGCCGUGGUUUCCCACCCCCCGUCCUCUCCGUGCCGGGGGGGGGCGGUGAUGUGGAGACGGGAAUGUAGAGCAAAACCCUCCCCGGGAAGGAGCGACCAAAACAAACCUCUCGCCGUGGCUUUGGCGGCCGCGCAGUGCCCGGGGAAGCCCGAGCAGCCCCUGCCAGCGCCGGGGAAUCCCUCCUCCAGCCCCCGGCGGUGCCCCGGGCUCCCGCGGAGCAAGCUUCAGAAAUGGAGCUGUCUAUCUGAAGAAGACUCUGCCCAAAUAUUUGUAGUCUCCAAGCUCAUUCUACUAAAGACUCUGGUGUUACAACUGCAUCCUUUUCAGAAUGGCUGAGAAGGCUCCGCCAGGGAUCAACAAAAAGUCUUCGAGGUCUACCCUUUCUCUGCCUCCAGAACCAGUGGAGAUCAUUAGGAGCAAAGCCUGCUCGCGGAGAGUUAAAAUAAAUGUUGGUGGGCUCAACCAUGAAGUGUUGUGGAGGACUUUGGACAGACUUCCAAGGACACGAUUAGGAAAGCUCAGAGACUGCAAUACUCAUGAAUCUCUGCUAGAAGUAUGUGAUGACUAUAAUCUAAAUGAAAAUGAAUAUUUUUUUGAUCGACACCCAGGGGCUUUCACUUCCAUUUUGAAUUUCUACAGGACAGGGAAACUACAUAUGAUGGAAGAAAUGUGUGCUCUUUCUUUUGGCCAGGAGCUUGAUUACUGGGGGAUUGACGAGAUAUAUUUAGAAUCUUGCUGCCAGGCAAGAUACCAUCAAAAGAAAGAGCAGAUGAAUGAGGAGCUGAGGAGAGAGGCAGAGACACUGCGCGAGAGAGAAGGGGAAGAGUUUGAUAAUACCUGCUGCCCAGAUAAAAGGAAGAAGCUCUGGGACUUGCUGGAGAAACCCAACUCGUCUGUGGCAGCAAAGAUUUUGGCCAUUGUGUCCAUUCUGUUCAUCGUACUGUCCACUAUUGCUUUGUCUCUUAACACACUGCCAGAGCUUCAAGAAAUAGAUGAAUUUGGGCAGCCAAAUGACAACCCUCAGCUAGCACACGUUGAAGCUGUGUGUAUUGCUUGGUUUACCAUGGAGUACCUUUUGCGUUUUCUGUCCUCACCAAAUAAGUGGAAGUUCUUCAAAGGCCCAUUAAAUGUCAUUGACUUACUGGCUAUCUUGCCAUACUAUGUCACCAUUUUCCUCACAGAGUCCAAUAAAAGUGUCCUGCAGUUCCAAAACGUCAGACGUGUGGUUCAGAUAUUUCGUAUUAUGAGGAUCCUAAGGAUUCUUAAGCUCGCCAGACACUCAACAGGCCUUCAAUCUUUAGGUUUUACGCUCAGGCGGAGUUACAAUGAAUUGGGCUUGUUGAUAUUAUUUUUAGCCAUGGGAAUAAUGAUAUUUUCAAGUCUUGUGUUCUUUGCUGAAAAGGAUGAGGAUGCUACAAAAUUUACCAGUAUCCCUGCAUCAUUCUGGUGGGCAACAAUCACUAUGACUACUGUAGGAUACGGUGACAUUUAUCCUAAGACAUUAUUAGGUAAAAUAGUUGGAGGACUUUGCUGUAUUGCUGGAGUGCUGGUCAUAGCCCUGCCCAUACCAAUUAUUGUGAACAAUUUCUCAGAGUUUUAUAAGGAACAGAAAAGACAGGAGAAGGCAAUUAAAAGGAGAGAAGCACUUGAGCGAGCUAAAAGAAAUGGCAGCAUUGUCUCCAUGAACCUGAAAGAUGCCUUUGCUCGCAGUAUGGAAAUGAUAGACGUAGCAGUAGAUUCAGGUAAGCCUGGAGAAGCAGCCAAUCCAAAGGAGACACCUGAUGACAACCACCUGUCCCCAAGCCGGUGGAAAUGGGCCAGAAGGACAAUGUCUGAAACAAGCUCAAACAAGUCUUAUGAGAACAAAUACCAAGAAGUUAGUCAACAAGACUCCCACGAGCAAUUAAACAAUGCUGCAGCAUCCUCCAGCCCGCAGCACCUCAGUGCCCAAAAACUGGAGAUGUUGUAUAAUGAAAUUACUAAAACUCAGUCUCAGCCUAAUCUUAAUGCUGGUUACCAAGACCAGUCAGCAAAGCCACCUGUGUAUGAAGAAGAAAUAGAAAUGGAAGAAGUUACAGGUCAGAGAGAUCCAUUGCCAGCUGGACCUACGGACAUCAUAACAGACAUGAGAAGCACAUCCAGUAUUGACAGUUUUGCCAGUUGUGCGACCGACUUCACGGAAACAGAGAGGUCUCCCCUUUCUCUGUUUCCUGGCUCUCACUUUCAAAUGAGAUUUCCAGCUGAUGCUGUUAACCUGGAAGACAACCAAAGAGUAAGGAGUUCUCAGUUUAUACCAUUCACAAAAGACAGAAUGUUUUCUCCAACCGAUGUCACCUUUGACUAUAAUCCAAUCGACAGAGCUCUUGUCAGUGACGGCAGUGGAUCCCAGACUGUUUUGCAUGGUCAUUUGCAUUUAGACACUGCCAUGGAAAGCCCCAAAAGUUCCCUGAAAGGUAGCAACCCAUUAAAAUCUAGAUCCCUUAAAGUUAACUUUAAAGACAAUAGAGGUGGUGCUCCACAAACUCCACCGAGCACUGCAAGGCCACUGCCAGUAAUGGCAGGAGCAGACUUCACACAGGCCACCCCUCAGCACAUCAGCACCAUUCUCCUAGAAGAAAAUUCACCCCAAGGUGAACGACCUCUACUUGGUGCUGACGCAUCAGCACUUUGUCAGGGACCUGUUAAAAAAUCAUCCCCUCUCUUUCCCAAACAAAAGAUUUUCACUUUCCCUUCAAAAGAGAGGAGGAGCUUCACUGAAAUAGACACUGGAGAAGAAGAAGAGUUUAUGGAGUUACAUGGUAUAAAACAGGAAAAGCAACAGGAUGUCAAGACAAAUUGCUGUGGGGAUAAACACAGUGAUGGCAACCAUUUAACAGAGGAGCCACAGGUCAGCUCUUCACCCAAAAGCAUGAGCCACAACUGUACCCAAGACAUUUACCAUGCUGUGGGUGAGGUAAAGAAAGACAGUAACCAAGAAGGCCACAAAAUGGAAAACCACUUAUUUGCCCCAGAAAUUCAUUCAAGUCCAGGAGAAACUGGUUACUGUCCGACACGUGAAACUAGCAUGUGACUAGUUACAAAAGCAAUAAAAAUAUUUUUUCUUAAAACACAGUUAGUAAUGCCUAUGAACUGAAACAUGGAAAGCCUCAAAAAAGUGCAUAAAAUGUUAUUUUUGCAUGGCAUGAAAAGUUGUUUAGUUUAAAUACUGUUUAAUUUAAAAAAAAAAAGACUGCUUUUUGUAACAAACUGAAAAAAAUGGGGAAAAAUGACUCAAGAACAGUGAAUAAAAUAAAGAGAGCUCUGUUAGGAGCCAGUGUUCUGCAACAUCUGACAUUUUUGAUCCUUUCACUUCUGAUUGUAGACAGAUUUUGAACUCUUUUAACUUUUUUUUGUUUUCUUGGUUAUAAAGAAUUUUAGAAUUUGCACAUGAAAGGAUGAAAUGUCAGUGCAUGCAUUCAUAAAGAUGUGAAACAAGGUGCUCUGAGCUUGCAAAAUGCAUAUAUUUGUAAAUAGUUUGGGGUUGGGGGGAAAGCUACUGUUAACAAGGAUUUAUGGAAAAAGCAUUUCCUGGGACACAGGUACUUCCUUCACAGCGUGCUGCCUGGAGGUUUUGUACAGACUUAUGUUGCAAAAUUGCAACUUCUACUUAAAGCAUCUCACGUAUCUUGCUUUCUGUUAAAAAGCUCAUGAGUAUAUCUGUUAAUUAAGGACUACAGUAUUUUAGUUCAUCUGUGCUGUAAAUCAUGAUGGUUUGGUUUUUUUAUUUGCAUAACUUUAGGUAUUGCGUUUGUCAGUUUAAUUAAUGAUUCUGUGAGGAAAAGCAAAGAUUUAAUGACCAGAACUUGAAGCAUUUGAUAUUUUUAUAGAAAACUGCCAACAAUUCAUAACUAAGAAAAAAAAAGGUUUUGUUUUAAAAUGUUCCAUUUUAAAAUAAAAAAAAAAAUACAAGAGUUAUUUCUGUGGCAAUAAAUAGUGCCAAAUGGCUACAUAGACAUAUCCAAAAGUUCUCAAUCUCUUAGAAUAUUUCUCUUAACUUGGUAUUAAAAAAAAAUAUUACCCACAUUCUUUUUUUUCCUUUGAUUUAACAAUAUUUGCUUCCACAUGAUCUUUGAGCUCUCUUUCCCUUUUCUUUACGUGCAGUGCCCAUACUUCAAUAAUGGCAACGUUGUUGAAGCCCUGAUGGUGUAAGGGAUAAGACACAAGCUUUGUAGAGGGUAGAAGUUGUACCUUUUAUUAUCACAAAUCAUAUAGCUGGACAAAGCAGGCUUCCAGUGACUUGCCCCAGGUCUUCCGUGCCCCGAAGCUUAUCUGUUUUUUAGUUCAAUCAUUUGGACUGACAGAAGGUAUCACCUAACUCACCAACUUUGCCUCAACCCACCCGCCCAUGGCUGUUCCAAAAGCAAAGUAUAGGCUUUCCCCUAUACUUAAAUAAAGGGAAAUGUCAAUCCUGCCAAAGCAUCUUUGGUUUCUCUAUUCUCCAGCUUUGUAAGAGAGAUGCUGAACCAAAGCCUUCAUUACAAAGUACCCAUCUAACAACUGUCUGAAAAAAGCUGUCAUUUUUUUAUCCAGCACCAACAGCUUCCUAUGCGAUAAUACAUAGCAUGUCCUACAAAAUGUUCUCUUUUUUCUUUUCUUUUUUUUUUUUAAUUAGGAAAAAAAAAUAGAGGUAUUUUUUUGCUGUCCUCUGAUUUUCUUCUGAAAUUGGACACUCCCAACAGUUGGGUAAGAGCAGCAGUCCAGCCUUGCAGCUAAUAGACAGAGGGUCCUGCAGUUAAAAGUCUGAGAAGGUGUUUAGAAAUUCCAGCAUCAGUUCCCUGCUGCUCCAGGGACUUGUUGCCAGAGACUGGGUCUCUCACUUCCCCGUGCACAGAAAAGAGUGAACGCUUCUUCCAGGUUAGCACUGUAACAGCAAGUGUUGCAAAGACACUGAGACAGCAAGAACGGAAGCCUUAAAAGCACUUUAGAUCAACCAACACAUGGUUUGUAACAGCAGGCUUCCACCUCCUAUAUUGGACCUAAGUUAAUUUUUACUUAAAUAUCAUUUUCUGUCACUUAAAUGUGUAAAAGUCAGGCACCUAAUGCAUGUAAUGUAAAAGAGCAACCAUUUUUGUUGCAACAUUGCCCUCUGCUUGAAAUGGCUGGGCUGAUGCCACAGACCUCACUCAAGCCUGGCCCAUGGAAAAGAGGCAAGUUUGAAAAUCCCCAAAAUAUGGAUUCUGGUGGCUGAGCCAAACAAUGAGCACAGCACAAUCCUUCGGUUUAAAAAACAAAUUAAAAUUAAAAGUUUUCUAUAUUUCCUUAAGUUUUAUAACUUCCAUAACAAGUUAAUGUAGAGGUGUCCCUUCAGUCAUUUGAAAAACUGGGAACAUAAUGUUAUUUUUUCUGAAAAAUGUCUGGUCAUUAAUUCUCAAAAUAAAAGUGAUUUUUUUUGUUCUCAGUUGCAGUUCAUUGCAACUUGUUGCUGCAUUCAGUUUUACCUAUUUAUAUGGCAUUCUGCUUAAAAUUUUUCAAUCAUGUUGUGUCUCACUGUUCCAAACCGUAGCUCUUGAGUAUUUUAUAGUCAUUAAUCUUCUAUUUUUAUUUUUAUUUUUUUCUUCCUAGAUAUUUUCAGUGACUAAAACUAAAUGCCAGUCAAUUUUUAUAUGCCUAAAGUGUUGGUCUGUAUUUUCUAUGUGCAGUUUUAUGAAAUCACGUGGGCCUGUUCAAUCUGCCUUUACAUUCUAGUGAACUAAUGAAGACCAAAUUAAGUCCAAAUGGGAUCUGAUCCCAUGCUCUGGAUCCACAGAAAAAUCCCAUUCAAGAUAAUGAUGUUGUUCUGGCAAGACCGAGGUCUGUGUUGUGUUCCUACCGUGUGCUUUUUCUCCCCGGUGACCCUUACUCUUUGGAAAAGCCCCCUCAGAUCUGUGCCACUUGGUGCAAAGGGAGGAGUCCAGCCAUAGGGAACAUAUUGCAGGAGCAGAUAUUUGAGUCUUUAAGCUCUUCUGAGCUAAACUUUAUGCAAACCUGGUUCUGUCCUAUUAAAAUCACUAAUUCAAUAGUGGUGAAAUCAAAGCCUCAAUCCCUGAAACGAAUGGGAGCCUGAUGGAAAAAGGGACUGACUGAAAUAUAAAUGAGGGUGGCAAGAGUCUCUCUCUCUUGAUUAAAAUCAACAGGAGCUUUAACUAUAUAAAUCAGAUAAGAAGACCAGGCCCUUAUUGACUGACGUUUUUUAAAUGUUUUCAGAGAAGCACAUUUAUUUUGAAAUUGUACAAGCAAAGGAAAUGCAGUUCUCUUUGUUAACAGAUGUUUGGGGUUUUUGAAAUCUUGGAAGCAAAAGGAUCAAGUUUUAGAAGUGCUUUUGGUAUGAUUUAAUUACAUACUUUUGACUAUGCUGAAUAUAUUCCAGAAGCACAGUUUUAGACAUUUGUUUUUUCUGGUCUUGACUGCAUACACAGGAUCCACUCCUGAAUACCUAGCUCAUGUAUAAUUCCUGAUAAAAACAUCUACUUGAGCAGUUGCAGGACUGGACCUAGCUUUCAUUCCAGUACAGCACAUGUAAGAACUGCAGUCCAGGAUCACUUCAUUCAUCAUGAAUUGCUACGUAGCAAAUUAUGCAAAAUUGCCUGAGUAUAUUUUUCUGUUUUUCUAAAAUUUUGAAGCCAUUUCAGACUUAUUACCCAUUCACCACAGUAAGGGGAGGGUUGUUUUUGAGAUCUGGAGUCAGUCUCCAACAGUUGUGGAAUUUCAAAACAACCUAAGGAAUCUUAAGAUGAAGUUACUCCCCUGUGCACCCGAAAGGGGUCUGACUCUUCGUAUCACUGGAAAAUGAAGAUUGUUCAGGGAGAUAGCUUUGCAAUUAAUCUAUUUUUUAUAUUUUAUACUAACUGCAGAAUUCUGAAUCAAAGUUUUAAUUCCUUUUCAAUGAUGAAACCAAAUGUACACAUUUAAAAGAUGUUCACAGAGUAAUCAGAACAAUUUUUGAGGAAAUAGUCACAUUAAUCCAAAUCUAGGGUGGGGGGAAUAAUAUAUCGCACAAAUUGCAAAGUUAGUUCAUUCAGGAAAGCUGUUUACAGGGGAAGCAUAUAACGUAAAGAAUGUAACAUGGUGUAGGAAGUUAUUGCACUAUAGAAUUUAUAUAAAAUACACUUUUUUAAAAUGAAAACACAAAAAGGCCUUUUAAUGUUUCAUUGUAUAGAACAUAGGAGCCUCUGUGCUAAUGCAGCAAUCUAAUGCACUGUGUCCUCACGUCAAAAUUGGUCUCAAAAUUCAAACAUUAGUGAUGUUAGAGAGGUGACAUCUGAUCUAACACUAGAGCAACUGACUUGAGCUUUUUAGCACAAUAUUACGCAACCAGAAGUGUGUACAGAAAAUUGUAUUUUUGCCUAUAACAUACAUAAAUCAAAAUGACACCUGGCUUCUUGAGUCUUUUCCUAACAGGUAGCAUUGGGCAACAUCUUUUUAUUCCUCAAAAAACAACUAGUUCUUUUAAAAGUAGGUCUCUUCCACAACACGUAGACUGAGCUUCUGUUUCCUUAGGACUACUUGAAACAAAGUUCACCUUCAAAUUAUUUAACUAACUCAGUCAAUCUCAUCUCUCAACCACAGUCCAGUACAAAAGCCAGUUGUCUUUUUCAAGCCCUAUUGCAAAUACAGUCAGCCUGGUAAAAACAUCCAGGGCCUACCUGACUGUUUUAUUCAUUCAUAUAAUUUUUGAACCAUUUGGAGAAAGAAUAAAGUUUAACAUUUUGAUCAUGCAAAAAAUCUUUUAAAAGCAAAAAAAAAAUGCAAGAAAUACUUUUUUUCAAAGUAGCCAGCACAGAUCAAGCAAGAAAUGCAAAUACAGCAAAGGGGGAAGAAAGGCAGAAAACUGUAAGUAAACAAGGCAUAUUUUAAUAUACUAUAUAAACCAGAGAUAUAAUAAAACAUAUAUAAAAUUGUCCUUGUUCACCCUUGGUAAAAAUGUCAGUAGCAAAAGAUUUCAUUGCAAUCCUACCCCAUCUUAAUUUUUAUCCUAGAACGACCAGGUCUCUACUGAGGUUUUCAGUGAUGUUAUUACCCACUUCCUUACAUAAACAUCUGAUCAGUGAUAAUUUUUCAGAAGACUUUCCUGAAAAAGAAGAUACUAUGUGUUUUUAUCUUUGUUGAUCUUUGGAAUUCUUCCCAUUGCCCUUCAAAGACCAACCCUCUCUUCUUCUUGGGAACAGUUAGAAGUCAACCGACCAAACGAGAUGAUAGGCGUGUCUUGUUUAUCAGGAAAGCAUUUUGGUAGUCUGGUGCAAAUGGCUAAAUUGACUCUAUUGCAUUUGAACCAAGGAGCAAGAACUGAGUGUCAUUUCUCUCUGUUAUUGUUGCAGCUAUACUGUUUCACAGCCUCACAUAUUUUCUAGUUUUAAAAUGCUCCAAUUCCUCCCAUGUCCCCCUCAACCUGCAAGAUGUUUCAGUGCUUUUGCAAGAGCUUUUGUAAAAGCAGUUGACUGCUAAAUGCUACUGAGAGCCAUCAGUGUAAGUGUGAAUAUUUGUCUCUUGUUCAAUAAGUUUUUAUUACUUAGUGGUACUCAGUUUAAAUUCCAGCUGAAAUGCUUUCAUACUCUAAACCAGAUCAAGUGUUCUGGGAGCCAAAUCCUUUGCAGCUACUCUAUCAGUUUCCUUCAUGAAGAAAGGUUAGGUGACUGGCAGGUAGAGACAAAAUUGUUUGCAUCGUGUGAUGGUUUCUUGUUCAGUCAUCAUAUACUAUGUGACAUCUGCAGGUGGAGUAACAUACUUGUCUUUGCAUUUGUUCUGGUGCAGGUUUAAAUAAUAUUUUUUGGAAAUGUUGUGUUACGAUAUUUGAGAAGUAUUAACCUUUAGUGCAAUGGACAUUUCUUCCAAAACAGCAGUGAUACCUUAUAAUCCUAUAUUAUUAAUUGCUAUUUAAUUCUCUUUUAUGACACCUAACACAGAUCCAGAUGGAUCCCAUUGUAGAACAAGGAAGUAGCAUACAAAUAUUAUUGCUCUUUUUAAUUAAAAAUAGCUAAGGAACAUGCCAUUAGCUAACAUUUAAUUCAAAAAGAUAAGAUUAUUCUAAUUAUACCUAUAAGCCAAACAGAAUGGUGACAUGUUGUUACCUUAGACACUGACUGUAGUUCUGUGGUUAACGUAAACCCUGAAUCUAAGAGCAGUCUGGGUAAUUAAUUUCAUUAGGGUAAAAUUUACCUCAAAUAAGAAUUUAAAUACAUAUUUAACAUCAGUAGGAGUAAUGUACACUUCUAAACCUGGAAGUCCAUGGCUAUGUUUACACUGGCAUCUUCGUGGAAAUCAGGACAGCUCUCUUGACCUGAAUCUCUCGGCUAUCCCUGCUUCUUGUGCUUUGGUUCACAUCAUAGAGCAAUCCUGGACCAUGCAAACUGGGUUACUUUUAGACAAAGCUGAACCAGAAAACUCGUUCCGUGAGAGUACCUCUUGUGCUGCAACCAGUACGAAGCACUCAGGCCUUGGUACCAGACUAGAGCUAGUCCAAAAUAGUACCCCUGAUACACUUAGUGUAAAUUGUCAGCACAAACUGUUUCCCUCAACAAAUCUGCUUCUGUUGUGUUGUACUACUUGCUAAUGUAGACAUAGACCAUCUCUACCAUGGUUGUUACCUCCAGUCCAUGUAGUCUUGGCUAAAUCCCUUACUAAAGCAAAUGCCAUUGUCAUCAUUGGUAUUGCAUAAAAAGAGCAAUAUUUAGGCAAAGAUGAAAUUGUCUCCAGUGUGUUCUCCAACUUAACCGAAGUGGAAUCAUGUAAACAACAAAUUCCUGAUAGCCCUUGGAUAGUUGUGGUUUGCAGUUUUGACCACACUCUUAAAUCUUGCAUAUUUCUAUAGUCAAUUUACUCUAAAGUUGGUGUUACAUUUAGUUAAGACAGUACAGACAGCACUAGAUCCACACUCUCUCCAAAAUAGUUAAAUCAGUGGAAUGAUUAAACUGUCUGCAAGUAGCCCUAUUUCACUUAACAGUAACUCUUAGUUUAUACUGGUAUGAAUAAAAGCAAAUGGCUGUGCAAAUGGCUAAGCAGUGAUGGAGGAGCAGAAGCCCAGCUUGAGUAUUUUGUGCUGAUCUACCAUGUCUAGAUAUCUUUCCAUUUAGAUCAUCAGUUGAAAUUUAUUUAAAUUUGGGGGUGAGUAGGGGUUUGAUCGUGUGCUUAGUUGCUCUGAUGUCUAGGAUAUAUUUUGUAAAAGGUAAUGCAAGAAAUAAAAAGUAUAUUCCUUAUCUUACACUUUUAACAAUUUCAAGGCGAAGGAUAUAUGUCUUAUACUGAUAUUUUCGCUCAAAGUUUUGCUCAGAUAGCAUCUCUCAGUGGAGGUUCAGAAUACAAAACAUUUAUGCCUGUUCUUGAAGUCCUUAAGCAGAACACCAAUGGGAAUUCUGCCUGUAUAGAACUGAAGGAUGGAGCAAUAUAUUAUAGCUUUAGGCAAAAGGAACAGUUUCUAACAUGUAUUACAAAAUUAAGAAAAAAGCACUGUUGGGGACAUUCAUGGGUACUUCUGCUAGGAUGCAGAGUUCUGGAUUUAUACCUCUAAAUUUUCAAAGAGUUAUGCAGAGUUUUACCUAUAUAACUCUUUAAAAAGUCAAAGGAGCCAUGCUGACAAGCUGAAACAUGGAGGGAUUACUGUACAAAGAACCUAAGAGUUGAAUACAUAGCCUAUUGCUUUAAGAUCACUGUAAAUAUCAACUAAGAAUAUGUACUAAUUCAUGUUCAUAAGUUAUUACUGUGUUAGUUUCAUAGAUAUGGUAGCAUGACUAUUAUUAGUUUUAUUGAGUUUAAUGAACUUUACUUUGUAUUCCUCUGUGAAUGCUCUGAAUGCUGCAAACAAAAAAAAAGCACAACAGUAUUUUUUCAAGUUCUCUUGGCGCGAUAGCAGUGUCUUCACUAUUGUUCAAUUUUACAGAAUUAGCACCAUUUCAUCAUAAAUUGCUAUAUUAACAACAUAUCUUUCUUUAAAAGAAGUGUCACUAGGAGAUAAAAGCAUCUGUGAUAAGUCUUGUCUAAUCUCAUUCAUCUGCCUUUACAAAAUGCCCCAGACAUUUUAUGGGAGAAUAUGCUGCUUUUGCUUCAUGCAUUGUUUGUAUUUGGGGGUGGGGCAGGGGAAUAAUAGGGCAUUUUGCAAUGGUAAUUGCAUCAAACAUGCUUUUUUUCAUUAUUAUUGUAUUUGUUAGAAACAUCUUGAUUUAAUUUCUUUUUGUAGGUAAGUCUGUUUGACAAUAGCUUUAUUUUUUCAGCUAACCAUCUGAUUCCAGUAGACUAAUAACUUCUCACAUUUAGUGGUAUUCGUAUCAAUGUCUCCAUAUCAGCUGCAUUUUAACUUCAUAAAAAAGAAAAUGUUAUUAUUAUUUUUGUCAUACUAGAUUUUGCCGAUCAACUAAAUAUUUCUACACCAAUCUACAUAUUAAUAUGCAUGUUGUAGUCUGUACAAUUGUUCAACAUCAAAAUAUCUGUUUAAUUUAUGUCAAAUGUCUGUAAAAUAAAUGCAUUGUUCUCCAUUUCAGUCUGAUAGAAUAAGCAGGAUAGUAAAUAAAUGUGUAAAUGAAUCAUCUGUGUCUCAUUUCAGUUCUCUGCAUGAAACCACUUUACAUUGAACAUUGCAUAUAUACCAAAACAAUAAUCCAUAGUGUCUUUAGAUUUCAUUACUUGACAAUAUUAUAC